AUGGUGGCCGGAGCCCCAGCUAGGAUGGGCUUUCUCUGGGGCCUGGCUCUGCCCCUUUUCUUCUUCUGCUGGGUGGCUGGGGCUCCUAGGAGCUCUGCAGGCCCCAGCACCAGUGAACCAGGCCACACGGAAGUGCCUGCUGUGACUCCAGGGGUCAGGAUGAGCUCAGAGGGAGUCUUCCAGACCACUGACCUCACUGAGACCUCUAUGUCAAACCAUAUCUCUUUGGAAACUCAAACCCUAAGCACCCAGACCUCUGGUACGACUUUCCUCCCAGGCAGCACCAUUUCAGUAGCAGAGAACAGGGAAAACAAGACCAUGGCCCUCAUAAAAAUAAUGCCUUCCAAGUCCUCGGCUGUGAUCACCACUCCUAUGGAGACAUCAGCCACAAGCGGCAGCCCCACAGGACGUGGAAUGACCACAGUUGAGACCGUCACAGGCACUGAGCUCUCGAAAGCCGCCUUUGACACCCUUUGCAAUUUCGACAGCUCUGAAGAGGCAAAGAGAAUCACGGUAGACUUCUUGAAAUUAGCUCACACCGCUACAGAAGCCGAGGCCUUGUCCUCGGAGAGCAGCGCUUCCUCUGACAGCUCAGUUCCAGCCAUCACCGCCUCACAAGCCCUGUCACCUGACAUCGCUGCUCUGGCUAAAGCCUUGGUUACCUACAACAUCAGCAACAUCAAGGUGAUCGACUGCAGUGUUACAGAAAUGGAAGCAACUGCCAGCAUCCCUGGGACCUCAGACACAGAUCGCAGCCCCACGAGAGGAAAGGCCCUGUCUACCCCCGAGACAUCCGCUUUGCCUGACUCCACUGAAGCAAAAUCACACCUCGCCAGGACCACAGCCUCUGCUGAGACCUUGUCAGCAGCCAGCGCCACAGAAUCAGCCACACCUGACAUCACACUCACCAACAGUAGCACCACAGAAAUGGAAACAACAGCCGCCAGGGCCACGGCCCCCAGUGGAACCUUGGUGACAGUUAGCGUGAACCUGUUGGAAGAAAACUCAUCCCUCUCUGUUGAGACAACAAGCCACACCGAGGUCUCAGGAGCAGUGACAAUCUCCACAGGGACUGCGUCAACAGUAGGCGAGGUGACUUCCCCUGCUGGGUUCUCAGCUACGGUCUACAGCCUGUCUGAAGUGACUACCAUCAUGAGCUCUACCCCCUCAGAGACUUCUACCACUGACAUCACAUUCAGUGUGCCCACCCCCAACAGCAGGAGCCCUCUUCCUUCUGUCCAUCCGGCUACGGCCAACAGCAGUCAAGAAACAAACAUCACCUUAGCCAAGACCACAGCCUCAGCAAAGACCUUGAAGAUAGCCAGCACAGCUGGAGGGAAGCCCUCAACAGUCACGCCCACCAGUGCUCAGACAAGUCUGACAGAUGUUAGUGCAGGUGAGGAUGGAGGCUUCCUCCUCCUGAGGCUGAGCGUGGCCUCCUCAGAAGACCUCACUGCCCGCAGAGUGGCAGAGAGGUUGAUGCAGCAGCUCGACCAUAAACUGCAUAUGUUUAUGUCUCCCAUCCAAGUCUCCCUGCUGCGUGUCAGGAGGGGCUGA
This is a messenger RNA of Globicephala melas (long-finned pilot whale), 1557 nucleotides long. RefSeq names its product mucin 20, cell surface associated (gene MUC20). Gene Ontology annotation, biological process: hepatocyte growth factor receptor signaling pathway. The record is from RefSeq and is a predicted model, not a curated record. NCBI's taxonomy places the organism in Eukaryota, Metazoa, Chordata, Mammalia, Artiodactyla, Delphinidae.